AUGGUCCCACCCCCUCCAGGGGAGCUGAUGCCCUCUGGGGCCUCUAUGGGCACCUGCAUCCAAAGGGGCUUCUCCACUUUGCAACACCCGUGGACCCUCUGUUUUCUGCUCCUUCACUACCUCAUAAAGGCUGGCAAAGAGGGAAAGUAUCAGCCCUUGGAUCAAGUUGUAGUGGAUGACAUGUUUCCAGAUUGCGUCUUGUUGCUGAAAUUUCCCGAGCUUGAGAAGUCACUUCGGCAUGUGACAGAGGAGAAAGAAGUCAACAGCAAGAAGUACUACAAGUACAGCACAGAGAAGACGCUGAAGUGGCUGGUGAAAAAGGUCAACCAAACUGUGGCAGCGUUGAAAGCCAAUAAUGUCACUGUGGGAGCCCGGGUACAGUCAUCUGCAUAUUUCUCUGGUGAUCAGUUUUCCAGGGACAAGGAAGAAGAUUAUGUUCGCUAUGCCCAUGGUCUGAUCUCUGAUUACAUCCCUAAAGAAUUAAGUGAUGACCUAUCAAAGUCCUUGAAGCUUCCAGAACCUCCAGCUUUCAUCUCAAACCCUCCAUCGAAGAAACUAAAGUCAUCAGAUGAGCCUGUAGAAGCAAAAGAAGAUUACACUAAGUUUAACACUAAAGACUUGAAGACUGGCAAGAAAAAUAGCAAAAUGACUGCAGCUCAGAAGGCUUUGGCUAAAGUUGACAAGAGUGGAAUGAAAAGUAUUGAUGCUUUUUUUGGUGCAAAAAAUAAAAAAGCUGGAAAGAUUUGAAGCGUUGAAAAUAAAAUCUAAUGGUGCAGAAAAAGAA
Peromyscus leucopus (white-footed mouse) is the source of this 784-nucleotide messenger RNA. RefSeq names its product ribonuclease H2 subunit B. The record is from RefSeq and is a predicted model, not a curated record. NCBI's taxonomy places the organism in Eukaryota, Metazoa, Chordata, Mammalia, Rodentia, Cricetidae. Gene Ontology annotation, biological process: RNA catabolic process; ribonucleotide metabolic process. Gene Ontology annotation, cellular component: ribonuclease H2 complex; nucleoplasm. The transcript is spliced from 9 exons. The coding region runs from base 1 to 747 and encodes 248 amino acids.